UUUAACGUCCCGGCCACAGGCCACGCCCGUUUCUCGACCUCUUUCCCCAGGGCGUAACGUUUUUUCUUCUUUCCCCGUCUGCGAAUUGAGCUUUUUUUUAAAAACAUUUAUCGUUUUGGCUCCCCCCCCCCCCCCCCCCCAUUUCGGGUCCCGCGCCCGUGUGAGAACAGAUAAAACUUCCAGUUCGCUGCCGUUUGUUCCUGAAGCUGACGGGACAGUUUGAAACCAACCGCCGCGCGGUCUCCUCACGCGCCGCUCCCCGAGCCCCUGGAGCUGGGCCGCGGCUGGCCAUCGAUUCGGGCGGUGCCGGUCCUCGCCUCUCUGGUUCGUCAUGGCUCUCUACAGGAAAACCAUCGUACCAUUUACUCGUGCAACAGAAAUAAUGAACCAAAUGUUCAGUACUUCAGCAGCCUGUACAGCCAUACAGAAAAUGACCAGAGUACGGGUAGUGGACAACAGUUCUCUUGGCAACACCCCUUACCAUAGACCACCCAAAUGCAUCCAUGUGUAUACCAAAAAUGGAAUUGGCAAAGUCGGAGACAAAAUAUUAUUGGCAAUCAAAGGGCAGAAGAAGAAGGCAUUGAUUGUAGGUCAUCGGAUGCCUGGUCCAAGGAUGACACCUAGAUUUGACUCCAACAACGUGGUGCUCAUUGAAGAUAAUGGGAACCCAACAGGGACACGUAUCAAAGUACCAAUCCCCACUAGCCUGCGUCGGUUGGAAGGUGAUUAUUCCAAAGUUUUGGCAAUUGCUCAGAAAUUUGUCUGAUGGACUUGCUGAGUUACUGAAAGAAUUAUCAACAGUGGCUAUCAUUUACGGAAAGAAAUAACUUUCCCGUGCAGAUCAAGCAUGACUUCCAUUAUAGACGUCUCGGACAUUUGAGUUGCAAAAGUUGGUUCACUUAUAACAGCUAUAUGUUUAUACAUUAAAUAUCUUGUUCCUCAACAAGACCUUGCCCAUAAGCUUCGCUUACUGUUGUAUAAUUUAGUUCUGUUUUGCAUCUAGUUUAGCAUUGCAUACUGUUGCACCUAUUUCCCUUCAAAUCUUUCUCAGCUGUCCUUCUCUUGUGGCCCCAGUUUACAACAUGACCUUUUUGAUGUAUUACUGAAGCAGUUUUCCCUAAUCUUGCCACCAUUUUGUAACUGAUUGUGGGACAGACUGAAUGGGCUCCUUUGGAUAAACUACAGGAGCAUUGAUAAUUAAUAGCAAAGUAGUUUUAAAUAAAGUGCAAAGUUGUGGAGCUGAUUUAGCAAGAGAAUUUCAGAGGAUGGUGCAGCUGCAGAUGGUAGAAUGAAGGCACUGGACACACCAGAAUAUGGAAGUAGAGGAACUGCAUUCUGUUUGGCAUAGUAUGCCUUAGGGAUGUUAUCUAGGUGGAAUGUAGAAAUAAAAGCAGCAUAUUAUUUCAAUAGAAAGUGUCACAACUUAACUGGGAGACUGGUAUUAAUCAUGCCCCACUGUCCAAUUGCCAUCACAAAAUUUAUACAAUCCCAAAGAGCACACCAAAAUGACAGAUUUACCUGACUGAUUGGUGCUCAAGCCAAAAGCAAUUCAGACCAGUUUAUAUCAGCAACCAAAAAAAAAAUAUUGUAACACACUAGUCUCUAACAAAAGCAGUGAAACAGAGGAUUUAUAAUUUACAACUAUUCAAUUUAAAAUAUACCCUUUUGCAAUCCCAAAUACAUCUCUCACACUAUCAUGAUUAAGACUGGCAAAAGUUUAAUCAUCUACUAUGGAUUAGAAAAGAUGGCACAAGGUAAACAAAAUGCUGAAGAUCAAAAGUCCAGACCACAACAAUGCUAGGUUACAUUCUCGAACUGUUGAUUUCAGCAAAGUUGACACGUUGUUGUCUUUAAGAUUUUUUUUCUCUAAAAAAAAAAUUACUCGAGGGUUUCAGGCAUCAUUGGCAGCAUUUAUUGCCUAUCUCCUGUUGUUCUCAAGCUGCCAUCUUGAGCUGCUGUAGUCUGUGUAUUGUGUGUAGAUUCACAAUGCCUCUAGAAAGGGAAUUCAGUGAUUUUUGACAUUGAAGGAAAUGUAGUACAGUUACAAGUCAGAAUGAUGAGAGGCUUGGAGGGGAGCUUGCAGGUGGUUGUUGUAUUCCCAUGUAUUUGCUGCCCUUGUUUAAGAUGAAAGCGGUUGUGGGUUCAGAAGAUGCUGUUUCUGCAGUGCAUCUUACAGGUUUUUCAUGCUGCUAAUGGCAGUCAUUCUUCAGUUCUGUUGUUGAUCAGAGUAUUCUUUGUCUCAGACUUCUUUCUUUGAAACAUUCUUGGGUUUAUUUUGGAGAACUAGGGAAGGAGAGAUUACAGACUUUGGAUGUAUCUUGAUCAUUGCUGUGGGUGCUCACAGGUUUUUUUAAACACGGCACAGCUCAACUAAUCAGAGGGCUAUUGUCAGGCAAAAUUUCUUUACUCAAAAGAUUCCCAAUGCUGCUCAGUCUUGAGUUCUCCCUCUUGCUGCUUCAAAGACUAUGUUGUAUUGCAUUGUUCAACACAAUGCAGCACUUGAUUUUAAGGUUGCAAGACUUUCCUGGCCUUUCAGCCAUAACCGAUAAACUUUCAUUUCAUUUCCAAAAUAAAGUGUUAAAAAAGUGUAGAAAAAUCUAUGUUACAAGAGAUUGCAGUACUGAGAUAAGGAGGGUGUCUUGGUCUGUAAAUCAGAAAAAUUAGAAAGCAUUUACAGCAGGUGAUUAGAAAUGCAAAUAACUUCUACUUUUAAUUCCCUUUUAAUAAAUAAAUGUGUUUUGCUACAGUUGUACAAGACAUUAGUGAGACCAUUUGUGGAAUACUAUCUUUAGUUUUGGUUGUCUUAAUUGGCUUUUGGUUUUCUUUGUACUUAUUAAAGUAUGUAAAAUUC
Molecule: messenger RNA, 2851 nt
Organism: Hemiscyllium ocellatum (epaulette shark)
Lineage: Eukaryota; Metazoa; Chordata; Chondrichthyes; Orectolobiformes; Hemiscylliidae
Gene: mrpl14
Product: mitochondrial ribosomal protein L14
Exons: 3
Coding region: 332-766 (144 amino acids)
Biological process (GO): translation
Cellular component (GO): mitochondrion; ribosome
Molecular function (GO): structural constituent of ribosome
Source: RefSeq, a predicted model, not a curated record